This is a messenger RNA of [Torrubiella] hemipterigena, 348 nucleotides long. NCBI's taxonomy places the organism in Eukaryota, Fungi, Ascomycota, Sordariomycetes, Hypocreales, Clavicipitaceae. The record is from the annotation of a GenBank genome assembly.
AUGGCCUCCAUUGGAACUGCUGCGAAGGCCAAUGGCAUUAACAAAGCCUUGGUACACAUUUUGUGCGGCAACAACACUGACGGACAAGCCAAAGCCUACGCCAAGGUAGUUAGAGAUUCGAAAAUGAAGAACGUGAAGACUGUCGUGUACAUGCUGGACCCCAGAAAGGCUGGAAACCAACAGCAAGGACAGACUGACAUUAACAAUCAUGCCAUCAAUGCUGCUGCCAGCGUAGGAGAAGUCAUCAAAGUCUACCGUUUUGACCCGAACGCUCCAUCGCCGCAAGACAGAUUGAGAAUCAACAACAAGAACCAGGUGUUUACCGCUGAGAAGCAAGUCACUCCUUAG